GUGAAAACUCACAGUACGUAUUUCUCAUUUCUCGCGAUAGCAGCUACUUUUGCGGUCUGUGGUGUACGUAGCCUAUAUUACGUAAACUAGACGUACAUUUGUAUGUAAUUGCGCGUGUUUUUUUUUGUAUUCGACGAAUAUUGUUGUUAUUUUUGUUGAAAGGGUUAAUUGUUGAAAACGUAAAAAUAUCGCGGUGUGUUUUGACUCGAAGCGAAAAAACAACAAAGGUUCGAGUUCGCGUGAGAUGGUAUAAUAUUCGCGAUUUAUUGGCCCAGCACGUUGGCAAAAGAAACCAAAAACGAGAGGAAUUUUUCGCCUUUGGAAUAAAUUAAAUUUUUCAAACGGAAUUAACACCGCCGAAGAGAAGAGUUCCCAAAAGACAACCCUACUCGAAAGGCAGCAUUGAAAACAACACCACCGCUGGUUUUAUGUCAUUGAAUCUUCGGCAGCUAUGUAUAAUACGAAUAAUUAUGGCCGGAUUUGCGACGAUGACGAAGAAGAAUUCAUAAAAGUUUCGACUUGUUUUGCCGCUGGUUCAGUUACCAUUCCAAACAUCCAGUAUGGUAUUGGAAAAAUCCGCCAAUAUUUGUGCCAUUAGACGGACGAAUUGCGUGUGGAAACAUAGCAAGUGGCGUACAGAUAUGAAAAUCGACAGAUAGUCGAGAUUAUCGUCGUUGAAAAAAAAACUUGCAGAACUUUAUCGCCGCAUCACAUUCCAUUAGAUUUCGUUAUCGUUUCGUGCCAUUAUUUUUGUUCUUUUUUUUGUUUUUAAUUUUAAUUUUUUUUAUCGCGUUGUGGUUUUUUGUCCCCUUUCUACGUAUAUAUUAUUCGUUGUUACUUCGAUUUGUAAAUAUCAAUCCCCCCUCGCCCUUUUCUACUCUGUGAUACUAAAUUUCGUAAGAUUUAUUAUUAUUAUUAUUAUUAUUUUUUUUUUGUUAAAAAGUAAAUAAUUUUAUUAUAAUGAAAAAGUACUCGUCGUUUGGCCGUUUCUUUAAUUUUCGGUCACAUAUUAGAAUCGGUUCGAGUUUCGGAUACGUUCACCUGCAUAAAAAUUUAUCCGUCAGAAGAUUCAUCUUCGUUUUAUUCUUCAUGAGCGUCUUGUCAAUUUUCUACUAUACGCAGCACCUGAAUUCAUCCAUUCCAAGUUUUUUGAUGCGAAAAAGAACUUACCUGAAGCCAUCGAUACAAUGUUCGUAUCUGAAUCGAAGACCGAAGAUGCAUAUGGUCGAGCAUACUCAUCGAUCAUCGGCGCGAUUACGAAUCGAUCCGAAAGUUCUGGUGUUGGUUGAAACCACCUAUUCCAGGUUGGGCAAAGAAAUCGCCGAGUUGCUGGUCCACAAUCGAAUCAAGUACCGACUGGAAGUGGCUGGUAAAUCGUUGCCCGUAUUGACGAAUCUAGAUAAAGGAAAAUUCGGCGUUAUUGUGUUCGAAAAUUUCAACAAAUAUUUACAAAUGGAUAAAUGGAACAGAGAGUUGUUGGAUAAAUAUUGUCGAGAAUACGGCGUCGGAAUUGUCGGCUUUAUACCGCCGACCGAGCAAAAGAUUACAGAACAGUUACGAGGAUUUCCGUUGGUGAUUCGUACUCGACUUCAGUUAAAGGAUGCAACUUUGAACGCAGCUUCGCCUAUUUUAAGGCUGACUAGAGCUGGUGAAACGGUUUGGGGCACUUUGCCAGGUGACGAUUGGUCUAUCUUCGAGUCUAAUCAUUCGACGUACGAGCCUCUCGCAUGGGCUCAUAAUAAUUCCGAAGCUGUCGACGAAGGAAGACCUCAACUUUUGACUACGAUUAUUCAGGAUCGCGGAGAAUUCGACGGUAUCCAAAGAAUCAUGUUCGGCUCAAGUUUACGUUUCUGGUUGCAUAGAUUACUGUUCCUCGACUCGUUAUCGUAUUUGAGUCACGGCCAACUCAGUAUUAACUUAGAAAGGUUGAUUUUAAUCGACGUUGAUGAUAUUUUCGUCGGCGAAAAAGGAACUCGUUUACGACCCGAUGAUGUUGUGGCGCUGCUCGAAACGCAAGAAAGGAUACAGAAAUUAGUUCCGGGAUUCAAAUUCAAUUUAGGAUUUUCCGGUAAAUAUUUCCAUCACGGAACGACCGAAGAAAAUUUAGGAGAUGAUCUUAUCUUAGAACACAUUCAAAAUUUCACUUGGUUCAGUCACAUGUGGAACCACCAGCAGCCUCACCUUUACCAGAAUCAAACUCAGCUAGAGUCAGAUAUGGUUUUAAAUAAAAAAUUUGCCAAAGAGUACGGUAUCCCUACAGAUUGCAGCUAUUCGGUGGCACCUCAUCAUUCGGGUGUGUAUCCGGUCCACGAACCGUUGUAUUCGGCUUGGAAACGUGUAUGGAAUAUAAAAGUCACCUCGACCGAAGAGUAUCCUCAUCUGAGACCGGCUCGCUUACGUAGAGGAUUCAUUCAUCGUGGAAUUAUGGUACUUCCACGUCAAACUUGCGGCUUGUUUACGCAUACCAUAUUUAUAGAACGAUAUCCGGGCGGUCGUUUGAAACUAGACGAGUCAAUACAAGGCGGAGAACUAUUUCAAACAAUAGUUUAUAAUCCGAUCAAUGUGUUCAUGAGUCAUAUGUCGAAUUAUGGAAAUGAUCGAUUGGCGUUGUAUACUUUCGAAUCUGUCGUCAAAUUUUUGCACUGUUGGACUAACCUGAGGGUGGCUAGUGCGCCUCCGUUGCAGUUGGCCGAGAAGUAUUUCAAGAUGUUUCCGGAAGAGACGGAUCCUGUUUGGGGGAACCCUUGCGAAGAUCCUCGUCAUUUGAAAAUUUGGACCAGAAAAUCGUGCGAUCAGCUGCCUCGAUUUUUAGUCAUCGGACCUCAGAAAACUGGCACAACCGCAUUGUACACGUUUCUCUCGAUGCAUCCGAAUAUAUCGUCGAAUUUCGUUAGCCCGGAGACAUUCGAAGAGAUACAGUUUUUCAACGGACGUAAUUAUUAUAAAGGAUUAGAGUGGUACAUGAAUUUCUUUCCUGUGGUGAACAGCACCUCGACUCAGUUCUUAUUCGAAAAAUCUGCCACGUAUUUCGAUGGCGAAUCUGUACCGAAAAGAGCUCAUGCUUUGUUACCUUCAGCUAAAUUAGUAACUAUCCUGAUUUCGCCAGCGAAACGAGCCUACAGUUGGUAUCAACAUACGAGAAAUCACGGUGACUCCGUAGCAUUGAAUUACACUUUCCACGAAGUAAUCACAGCUAACGAUACAGCACCUAAGCACUUGAGGGAUUUAAGAAAUAGAUGCCUAAAUCCUGGUAAAUACGCUCAGCAUCUCGAAAGAUGGUUAUCGUUCUAUGUACCGCAGCAAUUACAUAUCAUAGACGGAGAUAUGCUGAAAAUAAACCCGGUUUUGGUGAUGGAUCAAGUGCAAAAGUUCUUGAAAAUAACACCUCUUUACGAUUACUCGAAAUAUUUACGUUUCGAUACGAGGAAAGGAUUUUAUUGCCAAGUGCUUGGCAAUCAUACGAAAUGUUUGGGUAAAGGAAAAGGCAGACUGUAUGAACGAAUGGAAGAAAAAUCGCUCAAAUUUUUACAACGUUAUUACCUGAGUCACAAUACAGCUUUAGUAAAACUACUAAAAAGAUUAGGCUACAGGAGUGUUCCUCAGUGGUUAAAAGACGAUCUCAGCGAUACUUCACCUUCAUGAAAUUUCGUACAAUUGUAUAAAAAUAACUAAAAUAAUGAUGUAACUCGAUAGCGAGUUGUACUUUGUAAAUAAGUAAGUAUUUUGUGUUUCGUUCAGCAUUUUUUCCUCCCGAAUUAAACAUAUAGAGAGACAAACGUACGAACAAUUAUUAAUGGCCAUAAUUAUUAUUUUAAGCCCCCUUUUUGAAUUUCUAAUUGUUUUUUCCUCGAGUUACCGUAGUGUUUAAGUGAUCUUGCAAUAGAGAAACUGACGAGAAAGUAUUAUCAUACGAAAUUAUUGUGAUUUGUUGUAGAAACAAAAUAGGUUUUUAUUUUCGUUUUUGUUUUCGGUGUCUACGUUGUAAUAUUUUUUUUUCUAUUAUUAUUUUGUCGUGUCCUUCGCCCCUCCCCUAACAAAUAUCAGAUGCCAGGAUGCAUUGUUUUUAUUACUUAUAGUAAAUUUGGUUUUGAAAACAUAUCAUAAUCUUGAGAUAUUGUGGUAUCUCUUCAAUAAUGCAGAUAGUAGUUAUCGAUUUUUGUUUCUCUUUUUCUUCGUAUGGUGCUUUACCUGCAUCUGAUAUUUUACAUUGAAAUUGACUGAUUUUUAGAUUAAUACCAGUAAUAUUGUUGUAAUUGUUUAACACGCGUUAUGUGUGUAUUGUGGAUGACAUUACUCUCUUUUUUUUUUACUAUACGUGUACUUUGUUCUUAAUAAAAAGUAUUCUUUUA
Messenger RNA from Planococcus citri (citrus mealybug), 4349 nucleotides. RefSeq names its product N-deacetylase and N-sulfotransferase sfl (gene sfl). NCBI's taxonomy places the organism in Eukaryota, Metazoa, Arthropoda, Insecta, Hemiptera, Pseudococcidae. The transcript is spliced from 17 exons. Gene Ontology annotation, cellular component: Golgi apparatus. The coding region runs from base 961 to 3642 and encodes 893 amino acids. Gene Ontology annotation, molecular function: deacetylase activity; heparan sulfate N-sulfotransferase activity. The record is from RefSeq and is a predicted model, not a curated record.